AGCACUUCCGGCUCGGCAACAACCUGGAACUGGCGGUCUUAAGUCGGCCUUUGCUCCGACGCUCCGCCUUCCUUCCGGUCUUUCUGGAAACCAGUUUUGCUGCUGGCGGGGCAGCAGAGUUGCAGCGUUCCAGACGCGCGUGUGAGUCUCCCAUGGCGGAUACGGCUUCCAACGGCCCCCAAGGGGCGGGCGCAGUGCAAUUCAUGAUGGCCAAUAAACUGGACACUGCGAUGUGGCUUUCUCGCUUGUUCACAGUUUACUGCUCUGCUUUGUUUGUUCUGCCUCUUCUUGGGUUGCAUGAAGCUGCAAGCUUUUACCAACGUGCUUUGCUGGCAAAUGCUCUUACCAGUGCUCUGAGGCUGCACCAAAGAUUACCACAUUUCCAGUUAAGCCGAGCAUUCCUGGCCCAGGCUUUAUUAGAGGAUAGCUGCCACUACCUGCUGUAUUCACUCAUCUUUGUCAAUUCCUACCCUGUUACAAUGAGUAUCUUCCCAGUCCUGUUAUUCUCUUUACUUCAUGCUGCCACAUACACGAAAAAGGUCCUUGAUGCAAAGGGUUCAAAUAGUUUGCCUCUACUGAGAUCUAUGUUGGAUAAAUUAAGUGCUAAUCAACAGAAUAUUCUGAAAUUCAUUGCUUGUAAUGAAAUAUUCUUGAUGCCUGCUACAGUUUUUAUGCUUUUUAGUGGUCAAGGAAGUUUGCUCCAGCCUUUCAUAUACUAUAGAUUUCUUACUCUUAGGUAUUCCUCUCGAAGAAAUCCAUAUUGUCGGACCUUGUUUAAUGAACUGAGGAUUGUUGUUGAACAUGUAAUAAUGAAACCUGCUUGUCCAUUGUUUUUGAGAAGACUUUGUCUGCAGAGCAUUGCCUUUAUAAGCAGACUGGCACCAACAGUUGCAUAGUUCAGCAUCCGCUAAGUUAUAUAUAAGUUUGAAUUUUCAUAGACAAUUGCAGCAGUUCAGAUGGCUUUUGAAAGGAAUGUAACUGAAGAUUGAGCAAAUGACUCUACUUGGUGUCUGUUCUGAAAUAAUAAUGAAGAUUAUACUGUAGCUUACAUACUUAUCCAUCAAAUCUGAUUUAAAGGUUAAAUGAAAGAAUUUAGAGGUAAGAUAAUUGAUUGGGAAUGAGGCUGGAAGAGCAGUUGUGGGGGGAUAAAAUGUGCAUUUCAUAGAUAAAUUUGAAGGAAUUGGAUGUAUUAUGCAACUGUGAUUUGUUGUAUGUAUGUUGAGUCCUGUUCAUUAGGCUUCCAUCAACUCUUUUAUAAAAUUCCAUUCUGAUCUUUAUUACUGUUGCAUGAUUGGAAAUGUUUAAAACAUAGCAAACAUUUUAGUACAAAGUAAUGUAAAAGUUUUUGUAACUAGCUUUCUGUCUGCAUGUAAUUUGGAUUUCUCAAAUACAUUCAAUAGUAACUUAUCAGUAAUGUCAGUUUUCUUUUUGUUCAACUUUCCAGUCUAUAGAAAUGUGAUGUCUACUUGAUAGUUCAGCUGUAAUGAGCUACUUUGUAAUAUUUAUCUAUUACGUUAGAGAAGCAGCCUCAUAACAUACAGUUGAUUUUGUGUGUGUGUGAUGGAUGGGCUAGCCUCAUUAUUAUAUAUAUAAUCUGAUGGUUUUAAGAACUAAAUUUUCUAGAGCAAUAAAGUGACUAUAAUGUUAAGUAAACAGUAUAUUAUUGAUUUCUAAUGAUGUCUUUAAAAAUUAAGUCUUGAAUUGUAUCAAGAAAUUUUGGCAGCUGAAGGCAUAUUUUUAAGUUACUAGUGUUUUUUGUUUUCUACAAUGUUUUUAGAUCUUGAGAUAAUUUUAGGCUUACAGAAAUGAGUUGCAAAAAUAGUAGAGAGUUCUUGUAUACCCUUAAUUCACCUUCCCUUAAUGUUAACAUCUUGCAUAACUAUACAGCAUUUAUCAAAACUAAGAAGUUAACCCUGGAACAAUACUGUUAACUGAAGUAGAGAACUACUGAGAUGUCAUGUUUUUCUUUUUGUGUGCUGUUUUGGUCAUAAUUGUCUUUUACUUUAAUGACCUACAGGUAUGCCUCUGUUUUGAGUUUUCUCUUUUUUAAAAUUACUGUUGUGAAAAAGUUUUUCCUAAAGGAAAUAAUCCAUGCUGGCUUUAACAAAAAGAAUUUUAACAUAAAAACUAUUAUAAUUUAAAACACUCUAUGCUUUAAAAGUUGAGGCUUCUUACCACAUAAAUAGGAUUAUAUUUCUGUUAUGCUCAUGUUUUAUUCUUUGGUCUUUAAAAGAAGGCUGGGUUUAUUAUAAAAUACUCCUAAACUCAUGAAAAAGUAAAUUUUACAAUUUAAGCAUUGCUAGAUAUUUAGUUUGCAUGAUCUUAUAGUUAGAAGUUCUGCAAUAUGAUUAUGUACAGGCAGCUGAUUUGGCUUCUGAAAUUGUAUAAUGUAUACCAUCUACAUACUACAAAAUAGCAUGUAGAAUGACUGCAGUAGGAGAAAUUACAGCUGCAUAGCUAAGCUUAUUUUUACCCAUAGGUUUUAAAAAAAGUUAACAUUUGGAGUAUCUAAUUCUUUAGAGAAUGAUAUUGUUCUAUUAUUUUUAGACAUUAAGACCUCUUGGACAACCCUCAUAUAAAACCUACUUUAGUCUAACAAGGAUUCUGUAUUCCUUUUGUAUGCUUGAAAUUUAUUCUCUAACUUUAUUGCAAAGAGAAAUUUCUUGAAAACAAUUUGUAUUUAAAUUUUCUUCAAAUAAAAUUACCCUAGGUAGGUGCUUUUGGAAGUAAACAAGAAAGAUAAUUUUUAAAAUUAAAUUUAGAUAUUUAGGAACCUCCCUUACAAGGAAAGUCAAGACAUGCUAAUAUUAGACCAGAAGUUAUGAAAGAUUUAUGAUGUCAGUUGUUUAAGAAUUAUAAAGCUAUUGGAAUACUUCAUUUUUUCCUAAGAAUCGGGUUCAGAAAUUCAGAUUAGGUUUUGUCAGUUUAGGACAUGAAUAUUAUUUGCCCUGGAAAGGAAAAUGAGUGUAUAUGUAUUAAGACAAGUAGAACUGAGAGAUUCCAGUUUUUUUAAGUUUGGGUCAGAAUGAACAAAAUCAAUUUUGAGAAAUUGUGGUAAAGACCCGUAUCUAAUGCUAAGGAAUUUAUUUUGAUUAGUACAGUUAUUUUGAAGUUCCUCUUCCCCUAUCCCUGCCCAAAUUUCCUUAGGAUCUGCUACCCUCAAAGCUCUCACCAAAAUUUCAACUGAUUUUGAUACUUAGGUCUGUAUUGAAAAACCUCAAGGGAGAAAGUAAUCAGACAGUUGUAUUUAUAAGCAGUAGGUGGCGCUCGUUCCUCAGUUAGCACCCCAGGAAAUAUAUGCCAUGUUGGAAGUUUAAAUGCCACUAAAAGUGCUGAGUCAGCUACAGAACCUAAGGAUCUGAAUUCAUGACCCUUUUUAAUAUGUAAUUACUCAAUAUUCAGGGAACUUUUAUUAUGAGUACAUUUGUUAAUAUUGAACUGUUCAAAAGCCCUAAGUAACCUUUUAAUGUCUGGUUUCUAGGUCAACAGUGACAUGGGCCACUUAGGAAGUGGCAUUAUUCAGAUCAUGGUCUCUUUUUUUUUCUUCCUUUUCAUUGUAAGUGCCUAAAUCACCUAAACACAUCAAUUAUAAAAUUGUUCUUUAUCCUUCAUUUUCAGCUGUAUAGAAAAUUGGUACUUUGAAUUUUUUUUGUGGUCAUUUGUUAGGUACACAAGAUAUAGCUAGUUCAACCUCUUAAAAUUUAGACUUUUAAUAGUAAUAAUGAAAGCAUAACAAUUUUUGGGUAUUAGAUUAGGAAUGGUACCUAGGCUUGCAAAUUCAGUUUGGAGUUGCAAAGACAACUGGUUUCUCUUAACACCUCAUGGGAAUUUUUCUAAGACUAGGAGAAUUCUGCAGAGGCUAUAUAAUGGUAUAGCUCAACAGAUAGUAUACUAAAGGCAUACGUUUACAAAUCCGGGGUUAUUUCCAAAGUUUGUUUUAUGAGCAGUCCUCUUAAAAUGUUCUGGGUAGAAAGUUGUUACUAGAUUUGGUAUUAAGGAUAAGAAAGGAAGUGCUAAGUUUGGGAGAUUUCUGGUAGUAAUUAUUCUAGGACAUGUUUAUCUUCUAAAACGGUAUUUAGGGGUAUUCUCAGAAGGAACACCCUGUUCCUGUGUGAGGGAUUAGCACUAGGGAAGUCUUUCUCUCGUACAGUGCAAGUAGGAAAACUGAUCUGCGUUGACUUUGAAUUGAGAAAACAAGAGGUAAAGUACAGUAUUUUUUUAAUUGAAGGAAGAUUCUUUUUCUUAGAAAGUGAUAGGAGAAAAAUAUUGAUAUUUUGCUGACAUCAAAAAGCUAGCUCAUGUUCCAGAAGAAAGGUCCAAAAGUCAUUUCAUUUUUUCCUUCAUAGCUGCCUUGAAUAUACUUUUUUGAUAUCUGCAGUACUUUUAAACUAAUGUUUCUUUCAUGGUUCAUGACAGUUAUUCUAAAUUUUAAGUGUUUUCUUUUGGGACUUUAAAAGAGAACAAUUGCUUUUGACAUGAAUUUUUGCUUAUGUAUGUAUUUCUAAGUUGAGACCAAAUGGGCAAAGUCACGGGCAAGUGACAUUUGUGAUGUGUACAUAUUGAAACAAAUGUAAAAGGGUUGCAAAGAUUAGAAAGUCAUAAAAAAACUGCUUGAUUGAUAAAUGCAUUACUUCUGGUGCUCUCUGUAAUGGGAUAUAUUGAACUAAAAUUUUUCUAUAUACAGUAUGUCAGCAUUUCUUAGUAAUUUCUCUUGAAUCCUUUUUUAAUAUCUAAUAUUGUACAGGUUGGGGAGGUACACUCUUUAGGUCAAUACAGUCAAGACUGUUUAAAUUUAUGAAAUAAAUUGAAAAAUUCAUCAUUCCCCUGUAUUCAAGACCAAAGCACAUAAAUGCUAAUGUAGGGCUCAGAGGGGAAAUAUAUUUCUCCUGAAUAUUUGAGAAAAUGUGAAGUCCUUUCAAGAAAAUCUAAUAAACGUAAUAAUCAUAGCCUGCUGACACUAAGGAAAAAGGACCUCAUUCGCUCUUUCUUUCAUGUAGGGAUUUACUGGUCCCUACUGAUUUCCAAAUUGGAUCACUGUAGUAAAUUAUCUGUGCUCAUAGCUGUGAAAGUAAGCCCUGGGAUCCAUAUUUGUUUUGUGUUCUGCUUAAAUCAGCAAGAAUGAUAAAUUUGAUGGUGUGAAAUUGGAAGUGUCAAGGGCUUUCUUUGGUGAUUGAGCAAAAUAAUGUCUCCACUUGUAAUUUAUUGUGACCCUUUUUCACAGUAUGUGCUUUGUAUAUCUAAUAUUUAUUUCAAUACUAAUUAAGUUGUUCCUUCAUCUGUAUUGUUAUAUGUAAGAUUUUAUUGAUGUAAAAAUCAAAUUGUGUAAUAAAAGUCUGAAUUUAAGCAGA
Manis pentadactyla (Chinese pangolin) is the source of this 5348-nucleotide messenger RNA. It is a transcript of the gene TMEM33, whose product is annotated as transmembrane protein 33. NCBI's taxonomy places the organism in Eukaryota, Metazoa, Chordata, Mammalia, Pholidota, Manidae. The transcript has 9 exons. The record is from RefSeq and is a predicted model, not a curated record. Gene Ontology annotation, cellular component: membrane; endoplasmic reticulum. Gene Ontology annotation, biological process: membrane organization; endoplasmic reticulum tubular network organization. The coding region runs from base 153 to 896 and encodes 247 amino acids.